Molecule: messenger RNA, 5769 nt
Organism: Pseudopodoces humilis (Tibetan ground-tit)
Lineage: Eukaryota; Metazoa; Chordata; Aves; Passeriformes; Paridae
Gene: NTRK2
Product: neurotrophic receptor tyrosine kinase 2
Biological process (GO): trans-synaptic signaling by neuropeptide, modulating synaptic transmission; cell surface receptor protein tyrosine kinase signaling pathway; cellular response to brain-derived neurotrophic factor stimulus
Cellular component (GO): dendritic spine; postsynaptic density; signaling receptor complex
Molecular function (GO): ATP binding; brain-derived neurotrophic factor binding; brain-derived neurotrophic factor receptor activity
Source: RefSeq, a predicted model, not a curated record
AUGGUGUCCUGGCGGCGGAGGCCGGGGCCCGGCCUGGCGCGGCUGUGGGGCUUGUGCUGCUUGGUGCUGGGCUGCUGGCCGGGCGCGCUGGGCUGCCCCGCGUCCUGCGGGUGCAACUCCUGGCGGAUCUGGUGCACGGGAGCGUCGCCGGGCAUCGCCUCCUUCCCCGUGCCGCAGAGGAUCGCCGAGGGCGACAAUGUUACCGAGAUUUACAUUGCGAACCAGCCAAAUUUGGAAAGUAUCAAUGACAAUGAAGUUGGAUUUUAUGUUGGACUUAAAAAUCUGACCGUGGUGGAUUCAGGCCUAAGAUUCGUGUCCCGUCAUGCUUUUGUGAAAAAUGUGAACUUACAAUACAUAAAUUUAUCCAGAAACAAGCUCUCAAGUUUGUCCAAGAAGCCUUUUCGCCAUCUGGGUUUGUCUGAUCUGAUAUUGGGUGACAAUCCAUUCAAGUGUUCCUGUGAAAUCAUGUGGAUCAAGAAAUUUCAAGAGACCAAGUUUUACACAGAAACUCAGGACUUAUAUUGCAUAGAUGACAACAAUAAGAGGACAGCCCUGCUGGAUAUGAAGGUCCCGAACUGCGACUUGCCCUCAGCAAACUUAAGCAAUUACAACAUCACCGUGGUGGAAGGGAAGAGCAUCACGCUGUACUGUGAUACUACUGGCGGGCCACCCCCAAAUGUAUCCUGGGUGGUAACUAAUCUUGUUUCAAACCAUGAGAGUGACACAAAUAAGAACCCUGCCUCACUCACCAUCAAGAAUGUUUCAUCAAUGGACAGUGGACUGGAGAUUUCCUGUGUAGCAGAGAACAUUGUGGGAGAGGACCAAGCCUCUGCCGAGCUUACGGUAUUCUUUGCACCAAAUAUCACAUUUAUUGAGUCUCCGACCCCGGACCACCACUGGUGUAUUCCAUUCACUGUGAAAGGGAACCCUAAGCCCACAUUGCAGUGGUUCUAUGAGGGAGCUGUUCUGAAUGAGUCUGAAUACAUCUGUACUAAAAUUCACGUUAUCAAUCAAAGUGAAUACCAUGGCUGCCUUCAGCUGGACAAUCCUACACACCUGAACAAUGGUGCUUAUACCUUACUGGCAAAGAAUGAUUAUGGAGAGGAUGAAAAACGGGUUGAUGCUCAUUUCAUGUCGGUGCCUGGAGAUGGUAGUGGCCCAAUUUUGGAUCCAGACGUUUAUGAGUAUGAAACCACACCUAAUGAUCUUGGAGAUGCCACAAAUAACAGUAAUCAAAUCACUUCAACGGAUGUUUCCAACAAAGAGAAUGAAGAUAGCAUCACUGUGUACGUUGUGGUGGGAAUUGCAGCACUGGUGUGCACUGGAUUAGUAAUAACCCUCAUUAUUCUGAAGUUUGGAAGACACUCUAAGUUUGGGAUGAAAGUUCAUGGUGAAGUAAAAGGCGUUGGUCUGGUAGAUCAAAUAUGGCUUUCAUUGCAAGACUGCGACAAUGAAGAACAAGUAAUGGUGGCUGUCAACAGUGAUGUACAUAAUAACUCAACUGCAACAGAUAACAACAGACUGGGUUUUGUUUUAUUUCAUAAGAUCCCACUGGAUGGGUAAAUGAAAUAAGGAAAAGAUGAGAGAGGGGCUGUUGAGCUUGUGGAAUCUGUAUGCUGCACUGUAGGGAGUGGACAGUGUUCUUGCCCAGUGAAGUACCACCUCCCUUGGAUUUCUCUUUUAAACAUUGAUUAUGUUUGGAGAACUAUAGAAGUACAUUCAAAUCAGUAGCUGUUUUUCCAAGAGCAGGGAAAAGCGAAGCCCUGAGGCAGCUAAAAAUCUCAAGAAAGUCCAGAAAUAAGCUACCACACUCUUUCCUAUUGCCUUGUCCUCACUGUGUCUUCCAAAAUGACAUCGAAAUGAAAUUAUAUUGUUUCCUCUGACAAUUUUUUUUUUCUGUUUGAACUUAACUGGAAAGAUAUUGUUUUUAUAAAUAAUAUUAUUCAAAGGUGAACUGCAAAGCUGCUUUUAUUUUAUUGAAUUAGCGUCUCUGCAAAAUUUCUACAGUGCUUAGUUUGAGUGUGUGUGCAGGCUCACUGAAUUCAGUGGGAAUGCUCACAUCCUUAAAUUUUAAGUUCUUGUAUAUUUGCAGGAUAUGCUCUUAAUUCCUGAAGCAGUAAAUUGCAGAGCUGGCCCUGCAAUCUCAUUAUGUAUGUAGUUCCACUGACUUUACCAGGAAGAUGGAGAGUUAUAUAAGCUAUACACAAAAAGGUGGCAAUACUGUUUGGUGUGUUUGGGUAUUGAACCAGUGCCAUCACUUAGACAUUCAGCUAGGUUGUGCUUAUUGAAGAUAGUCCCUAAGUUUGAAUAAGCAUACAAAUCUGUAGUAGGCCAGAAUGCUGAUUCUGAGCCAAGAGCAAGAAUAACAACAGUAUUUGGCUGGUCCUUCAGAUGUAGACUGAGAGACUUGUUUAACUGUCCAUAUUUAACUGUAAAAUAUGCUUCAAAAUGUGCUUCACUGUACUGCAGAGAAGAGUCUACUUUAACAAGUAAAGCUAAAUGAAGGCAUGAGCAUAUUUCAAGAGCAGAGCUGCAUUUACAUAUAGUACUAGAAAUUAAUUUUCAUUUGAUUUAUGUAUCAAAUCCUGAGGGUCUACUUUGAUCUUCUCAGUUUAGGGAAUUGUAAGAAGUAUGAGGUUUCAGGGUUAUUUUUGAGUGAGAGUUAGCUACAAGGAAUAGUAGUGAAAGACUGAGGUAGAUGCUUAUGUUUCUGUGUAUUCUGGUUAGAUUUUUGAGAUAUGGUUUGUAUUUAAUUCCUUUCAAUUAUGUUUAGUAAAAAAGAAGAGAUGUACUUGCUUUUCAUUGUUACCUGUUUUUAAUAUCAGUCAUCUUCACUCUUCCAUUGUAACAUUUAUUGCCUUUUCUUUUACUGCAGUGUUUUAAGGCCAUACACCAUCCCUCUCUUUCUACAGCACUGUCUUGACUCUUUCAUUCUAUUUCUGUGUAUUUACUCACUUUUUGCCUUCUAUAACUUUUAAUCCUUCAGCUUUUUUCUUGCAUUCUCUUGGGUUUCUUGCAUCCAAGUUCUUUUUUCCUGCUGUGCUCAAGUUUCAGAAAUAUCCUUAUUAGUCAAGAAACGUGUCCACAUUUGCAUUCUUCUGGGCCUAUGUAGGGAGAUACUUCCUUUCCCUUUCCACUAUUUAGGGAACGGGAGAUGGAGUUGCUAAAAAUCUGUCCCAAAGAUGUAUUCUGUUCCCCCACAUUAAAGAAGAGGACAGAGCUGGAAGACUACUGAUGACCUAGGAAUCGUGUUGUCUUUGUCGCCCUGCACAUACUGUGGUGAUUUGGGGAGGGAUGGCAGCAAUUAAGGAUAUCCAUCAUAGUUCCUGUUUGAAGUUAGAUGUCAUCAAGUGCUCUGCUGUUCCUCAGAAAGAGUAUUAGGAAUGUCUGCCUUUUUUCCUCCCUAAGUCUGUGUGGACAUGGUCUUAUUUUCCAGAGAUCUUACCUUUCUCCUGCUUACUGAUUCACUUUUAACUUCCUUUUAAUUAUUUUCUCCUCAGACUUCUUGCUUAUUCAUGAAUCUAUCCUCCUGUUGGAAUAACACCUAAUGUUAUAGAGCUGAUUCUAAAUCAGUAGACAAUCAUCUAGCAACAAUAUUUGAACUAAAGUCAGUGGACUUACAUCACACACAUAUUGGAUCAUGCGCAGUGCUUGACCCAGUGGCCCAAAUUCUAGUUUGAAGUUUUGCUGGGACAAAGUCAGCAUAUUUCAGUUAUGUGUUCACAGUUUAUUGCCAAAUUAAUGAGGUGAGAAUAUGAACCCUUCUAUUUUGGCAGGGAGAAAGCAAACCUGCAAAGCUGGAAUUUGGCAGUUGACCUUUGAAAUAAUUAAUUUUAAAAGGUAGUUCUUUCUGAUUCAUAAUAUUUAUAUGCAUAAAUAUGCACAGUUAUUGAUUGGGGAUUUUACAUAAUUUUUUUGUAAUUUAUUUUGUAGCACUUUGCAGUUCAUCUUUAUCAGACAGGGGUAGGUUUGACCUUCAAAUGUUUCAGAAUGUACUGACACAGUAUUUUGGAUUUUAUGUAAUCAUGGAGGUAACUUUAAUAAACAACAACUGAUCUAUGCACCACUGAAAUAUAUAUAUAUAUAUAUUUUUAUAUCUGUAUUGUAGAAUAUCCUUACAUAUUUUGUACUACAUUAUGUUAGACACUCAGUACAUUAUUACUUGAUGCAGAUAUUCACAGAACAUUAUGGAUUACAGCACGUGAUUUGUUACUAAUAAUGUCUUAGCACAGAUGUUUAAUGCUUGAUGGAAAAAGACUACAUGUUCUAAAAUGGUUUCUUUUCAGUAUGUGGACAGAGCCUCUUAAAGCUAAGGGAGCUAAAACUUUUAACAUGGAAAUUAUGAUACCCACUAGCUUCUGUCUUUCAGCUUGAUUGUAAGUGACAUUGCUUGUAACUGUAGAGAUUACGAUCUGCCCAAAUGGUGUUGGUUUACAAAGGGCUCACUUAAUUACAAAUUCUUGACCUCCUUAAAAUGAAGUGAGACUGAAACUAAAAAUCAUACAGGAACCGUUAACAUGGUAAAAGUUGAUGCACAUCCAGGAUUUGACAUUAAAAGGCUUUUAUAUUGUUUUACUGAGCAAUAAAAAGGCUAUGAAAUGUCUAAAGGCAGAGUUGCUAUUUUUUUUCACUGUGCCAGACAUUAAACUAAAAUAAAAGCAUAUUUCUAAGGUUUUGCUAGAAGGGGUUUAUUUGUACUAGAAUUUAUUUUAGAUAGAGAUUUAAUAUGCUCAGAGACAUGUUGAGAUAAGCUGUUGAGGAGUUUGAUGGGAAGAUUAGUUGGGGGCCUGGAGAGGAAGCACUACUGGGGGUGUUUUGGUGUGAGGCAAGUCAUGUCAUCCAGUUAAAUAAACCUGUUUCUGUUGAAUGUGGUGGAUGUUUGACCAGUGGCCAGGUCAGAGUUGCAAAGAAGUGCAUAGUUCCCAGGUAGAGAUCAGAGGUAAGGUUGCUGCAGCUGCCAGUCAUGAAAAGCGAGAUGGGAGCAGUUGCAAAGUGUCUCUUCCUGAAGAAAGCUGUGUAGGGACCAUUUCUUUUUUAGUGGGAGUCCUGGAAGCUCACCGCCAAGGCAGACUGAGACUGCUAUGAGAUAUUUUCAUGGGAAUAUGUGCCUUGAGUAUCCUAACCUGUGAAAGGCAGUCUUCAUCCUUUCCACUGCCUUUGUCUACCAGCUGGAUCUCUCCCAGGCAACAGUGAAGAAAAACAUGCAUUUCAGUGGGAGCAAGAUCAAGAUCCUUGGAACAGCAGACAGUGCGAAGAAAACCUGUGGACAGCUAGUUGAAAACAAUUUUACUUCAAAUAAUUCUUGUGGGGAUUGCUUUUUCUUUUUUGACUGUAGGCAGAAGCACUAAAAAUACUUUUUUUCCCUAAGAAAGCCCAAUCCUAAGCCUGGUUUUUCAAAAACUGUAAAACAUAUGGAAUUUUGCCAUAUGAAAAUGACUCGUACACUUCCACCAGAGGUGUAUCCUUACACUUUUUUACACUUAAAGAGCUGUCUUCGUGCAAAGUUUGUCAAUCCCAUUACCCAGCUGUCCAUGUUAAGUGGACAAUUGAUCAUCACCAUGAAGACCACUAUUUCAUUUGUGUCUAUUUUAGUGCUUAAAAACUUGCAAAUUGUUUGUAAAGUUGGAAGCUAUUAUCCAACAGAUAAAAAAAAAUCAUCCUUUCUGAGCGCUUUUUAAUUCAGCCAUAUUUUCCCAGUUAAUAAUUAUUAUAAUAAUAAUAAUUACUAUUAAUAAUAAUUUAUUAUUUGAAAUAAUUCAAAAGUUAUUA